This is a messenger RNA of Armigeres subalbatus, 1396 nucleotides long. RefSeq lists its product as uncharacterized. The transcript has 3 exons. The coding region runs from base 965 to 1396 and encodes 143 amino acids. The record is from RefSeq and is a predicted model, not a curated record. Lineage: Eukaryota; Metazoa; Arthropoda; Insecta; Diptera; Culicidae.
UUCGUUCGUUCCCCUAUUUUUAUAUGGGGAGCCUUCUCUUCAAGAAGCAAGUUUUCUAACAAACUGAUGGAUACAAUGCUGUUGAUGUUUUCCAGUGCUUCAGUGCAAAUUUUUUGUCCCAUCGAUCAGUCCGGAAUUCUGAAGCGCUGGGACUUGGAUCGCGUCGUCAUCGCCGAUCAAACAAUAGAGCUCGUAUUGUGCUGAGGCUAUUCGUCACACAAAACGUACCGCGAAAAAUGUCAAGAAUUUCUGGUUCGACUAUUUAGAUUCCAGUUAUCGGGUCGGUUGAUACAAGUGAUGAAAUAACGGUAUUAGGUACUGCGGAUAAGCAAAUCAUCGUGUCGGUCACCGCGCGUUCUUCGCCGCGAACGAAGGGAAGGCCACUCACCUGAUCAAGGCGGUGAUAAAGCUUCACGUGGAUAUCGCCUGCGUGGUUGUGAUAGUGGCUAAUCCUUAGUAGGCUUGUGUGAUAUCGAAAAUCUGGGGAAAAAGUCGAAUCGAAGCAGCCAGGUUUCUUUGGGGUUUCUAAGAAAAGAAGGUUGAAUGAAAGCGGCAAUGAAAGGAAUGGAGAAGAAAGCAGUGUGCAAGCUGCAAUAAAGAGCGAAUUGCGCAAGUGCUUCUGCCGGUGAAUCCGAUAAUAAGGCAGCGCGAAAUUAGCGCAACGAGAAAAAGGUGUAGAUAGAUAACAGCGCGAGGAAGUGAAGAAGAGCGGCUCGUUAUUUAUAUUUCGCUGUUUGUGAUAUCGUUGGCUUAGCAAUCCAGCGCUACUUAGAGGAGUGCCGUGCUCCAUCGAUGUGAUCAUAGAAUGGGAUGUGGUGCUUAACGGUAGUGUUUGUAUUUUCAUACAGGUUGUUGAUUUUUGUUUUCGAUGCACACGUCAUAGCUUGUUUGUUUUGAGAAAAAAGAAAAUUGGCACGUGUACUCAUUUGCGCGUUUUUAAUAUUUAUUAUCGUUAUUAUCUAAGAUGCCCUACAGCAAUGGGGCCACCUUGCGGUUCCUGCUACCGAUCCCGUUCCGAAAUAACUACCAGGACUGCAACUUGACGCGUCUGUCGCAAAGUUCAGAUUCCGUCUACCACGACGAAGCGGACGACGUGGUGGGUUCUAUCAUUCCGCUGGCCUACCGACCGAUGGGUGCCGCUGUUUUCGGUUGUGGUGGGGAUAGUAGCAGUUGCAGCAGUAGCAGUAGCAGCAUUAAUGGGAGUUACGAGGAAUAUGAUUUCGGUGGCGGAGUGCGUUACGAGAAAGCCAAGCGGAAUCUCAACAGAUCGAAUGCCGUGCGAUUGCUUAAUUUGGCCCGUCUCGGCUAUCAUGUCCGAUUUGAGGCGGAUGUCAUUGAUAAUGAAAAACCUCCCACGAACCAACCACCACCACCGCCACCACCAUCCAGAAAGUGA